Messenger RNA from Fusarium sp. VM40, 300 nucleotides. The record is from the annotation of a GenBank genome assembly. Lineage: Eukaryota; Fungi; Ascomycota; Sordariomycetes; Hypocreales; Nectriaceae.
AUGCAGCUUGAAAACCUGAGAAGCCUAGAAAGAAUUGUCUACUUCUUUGACUGCCAGAAGAAUGUUCUAGGCAAAGUAUACGCUGCAUCGGGUUUCAACAACAUCAACAACAACAACAACAAGAUAGACGGGAACCGCAGACUCUACUGGGCACUGAUUAAGGUCAACAAAUCUCGAAUCGGCACGAACAAGCUGCCUGAUGAAGAGGCUUGGCUCAAAAAGGCUGGGUUGGAAGAUCCCAUCUUGACAUAUGGCGCCCAACACCAGUCGCAGGCCAAGAUUCCAGAAGCAUAUUCAUGA